Molecule: messenger RNA, 2010 nt
Organism: Closterium sp. NIES-65
Lineage: Eukaryota; Viridiplantae; Streptophyta; Zygnematophyceae; Desmidiales; Closteriaceae
Source: the annotation of a GenBank genome assembly
AUGGCUACCCCUAGUGUCCUCGCUUUUGACGCUGAGGGUCGGGCCAUUGACUUUGACGUCCGGGUAGAUGACCUGCAGCUUUUCCUACAGUGCGAUAGGGCAGACAGUCUCUCCCUCUUUGACUUCACCUCUGGUGCCUCUCCUGCCCUUGCUGCUGAUGCUGACGCCACUGUUUGCUCACAGUGGGCCACAUGUGAUGCUGCUGCACGUCUUACUGUGCGUCGCCACCUGCCUACCUCUGAGCGUGCGCACAUUAGCCAGUACAAGAGUGCGCAGACCUUGUGCGACGCUGUAGUUGCACGCUACUCCUCCCCUGCCACUGCUGCACUAAGCCGCCUCAUGCUACCGUACCUCUUCCCUGACCUUCCUGCCUUUCCCACAGUCGCUGACCUCAUUACGCACCUCCGCACUAGUGACACUCGCUACCGCGCUGCGCUUCCUGCUGACUUCUGCGCCAAGAACCCCCCCCCCAUGUACAUCACCCUCUACUACAUAGUCACCUGGCUCCCUGACUCCCUUCGCGUAAUAAGGGACCACUUCCUCUCAGGUUGCCCCACCACUCUCACCGUUGACCUCCUCGAGAAAGCCCUCCUAGUAGCAGAGAAGAGCAUAGUCGCUGUAGGAGCCUCUCGUGGUGACCCUCGCACCCCCGUCUUUGAGGGGUGUUCCCCCUCCCCCCUUUUGCCCUCUGUUGCCUCUGCUGCUGCGGCCGACCUCGUUGGUUUCGAGUCGGUCGGCGCUGCGUCUGCCCCGAGCGGGAGACGCCGCACCGGCAAGGGCAAGGGGGGCAAGGGUGCUGGAGGGGCUGGCGGGGGUGGCGGAGGUGGCGGUGGAGGCAAAGGAGGGGGUGGGCGUGGUGGUGGGAGUGGUGGCGGGGGUGGAGGUAUUGGUGGCGGCAGUGGAGGCGGAGGCGGCGGCGGCGGUGGCGGUGGGAGCGGAGGUGGCGGAGGUGGCGGCGGUGGAGGAGGCGGCAGCGGAGGAGGUGGAGCUGGUCGGGGUGGCGCUGCGCAGAGGGUCGGCUCCGGUGGUGGUCAGCGCCAGCAGCAGCAGCAGGAGCAGCGCACUUGUGACAUCCCCCCCCCUCAGCAGCUCCGUGAGUGGUACGCUGCACGCCAGCGGGGUGGGGGUACUUGUCCGUGCACCUACGUCCUACGCACCGGCGACUGCGAGGGUGAGCAGUGCGGGGAUGCGCACGCCACCCAGCGCUGCUUUGGCCAUCUGACGAACGCUUGGCGCCACCAGUUCCCUGAGGCCACUAAGAUCCCUCGCUGGGGCGAGCUGUCUAGGGCGGGAGUAGCUAUCUUUGACCUUGACUUUGAUGCUAUUCUUGCUGCCAUGUAUGCUGUGCCUAUUAGUGAUGAGGGUGACUGUUACCGGUGUUUUCCGCCCGACCCGGGCAUUGAGACUGCUGCUCUAGGUACUGGUGAGGCUGAUGCUCUAGGUGCUAGCGAGGCUGUUGCUCUAGGUGCCAGUGCGUCUACUUCCUCAGGUGCUGGUGAGUCUGCUCUCUUAGCGGCCCCCUCUUGCACCCUGUCUGGUCUUUACCUCCCCUCGUUCUCUACAAACUUGGUGAGUGGUGCUGACCUACAGGAUGCGGGGGUUCACCAGUUCACUCCUGCGAGUCAGCGGGUGACCCACUGCACGGACGCUCGGACAGGCCGACACCUGGCCACGUUUACACGUCGGCCGGGGUCGAGCCUGUACACACUGACCACUGAGUCUCCUCCAGUCACUGCGUCUGGUCAGGUAGCUGCGUCGGGUCAGGUGUUUGCUGCAGCGUCCAGGUCUGGUCCUGAGUCUGCCCCCUGCUCGUGUCGCCUCCUGUCUCACGAGACUCUCCUCUGGCACCACCGCCUUGGUCACCCAUCCCUACAUCGUCUCCGAGGCAUGGCCUCUCGUUUCCUUGUCUCUGGACUUCCCCGGUCCCUCCCUCCCCUUACUCCGGGGCCUGCCUCUGCCUGCGUCCCUUGUGUCGAGGGGCGGCAGCGGGCUGCCCCUCACUCCUCCUAG